Molecule: messenger RNA, 5454 nt
Organism: Amphibalanus amphitrite
Lineage: Eukaryota; Metazoa; Arthropoda; Thecostraca; Balanomorpha; Balanidae
Product: protein turtle-like
Exons: 16
Coding region: 35-4240 (1401 amino acids)
Molecular function (GO): protein binding
Source: RefSeq, a predicted model, not a curated record
CAGGUGGUGACCGGCCGGCUCUGAUGGGCGGGCCAUGCCGCCCCGCCGGCCGGACCGGAGUAUGAGGACGGCCUGGAUGAUGCUACUGCUCGCAUACCUACCGGCAACGACCGGAGUGGAGAUGGGCAGAGGCAAGCACGUGACGGCCCUUGUGGGCCGGAAAAGUGUCAUCCUGGACUGUCCUCUCGACUUCCCCGAUGGACAGCCUGUCCCCUACGUCAUCGAAUGGAAGAAACAGAACUCCAACACGCCCCUCUACAUCUGGUACGACGGAUACCCUCCGCACGUGGCCGACCCGUACAAAGGCCGAGUGAAGCGGGUCGACCUGAGCAGCAAGCACUACGGCAUGGCCUCCCUCAACAUGACCAAUGUGACGGAGUCGGACGCCGGCUGGUACGAGUGUGUGGUCCACUUUUUGGACCGGUCGCCGGCCGUGCUCGGGAACGGCACCUGGGUCCAUCUGGACGUGCAUGCGCCACCAAGACUGGUGCGGAAACCGCCCGCUAAUAUUUUCGUCAACCUCGGUGAUUCGGAGAUACUGGCGUGCGUGGCACAGGGCACACCGGAGCCUGUCAUCAAGUGGUAUAAGGAGGACAAACGAAUUCAGGAUACGGAGACGGUGGCGGUAAAAAACGACGGAACAGAGCUGCGGAUAACUCGAAUAAGUGAGGCCGACACCGGAGAUUACAUCUGUGUGGCUGAAAACACCGAGGGAAGCGUACACUCAACGACCAAAGUUAUCCUAGCAGGUGGCGCUGUGAUCACCAGCGGCCCUGCCAACCUCACCCGAAUGGAGGCCACUCAGGCCGUGUUCACCUGCGAGGGCCGCGCGCUGCCGGCCAACUUCACCAUGCGCUGGCUGCGAGAUGACAUCCCCGUGGAGCAGCACAGCGGUCUGGAGCGGCGCUUCCACAUCUCCAACAACGGCUCGCUGGUGAUCGACCCGGUGGCGGCCGAGGACUCGGGCAUGUUCACCUGCGAGGUGUCCAACGGCAUUGGAGCGCCCAAACGCGCCUCGGGAUUCCUCGAGGUCGAGUAUGCGGCCCACGUACCAUACACGCCCUCGAUGCAGUACCUGCCGGCCGGCCUGCAGGGGGUCAUCCGCUGCCACAUCAAGUCCAACCCACCCAUCCAGUUCAUCAAGUGGUACAAAAACAAACGCGAGUUCGACCCCAAAGUCGAACCUGGCCUCCGACUGCUCAUGAACGGCUCAAUACUCAUCGAUACGGUGCGUCCGGAGCACCAGGGCGUCUACACGUGUCGGCCGUUCAACUCUCACGGCUCGAGCGGCGAGUCCGGCAACAUGCAGGUGGUGGUCAGGGAGCCUCCCAGGUUCGUCAUCCGGCCCAAGAACCUGUACCAGAGGAAGGUACACGACUCCAUCGAGAUGCCGUGCACAGUGGAGGGCUCGCCCACACCCAAAGUCGUCUGGAGGCGGCACGAUAAUCAAAGCCUUCCGAGCGACCGGGCAAUUGUCAACGAGGGGAACAUCACCAUCAAGUCGCUGAAAAAGUCCGACUUCGGCUACUACGAGUGUGUGGCGCGGAACAGCGUCGCCACCAUUGUUACAUCCACUCAGCUGGUGGUAGAGGGCACGACGCCGCACGCGCCCUACAACAUCACCACCAACGCGUCCAGCUACGCCAUCACCAUCCAGUGGCUACCCGGGUACAGCGGCGGCGACAACUUUGACCAAAAGUACUUCGUCUGGUACCAGCAGUACGGCACUGCCAACUGGAACACAUACGAGGUGGAGCCGCCGGGCGCCUCGCGGGUCACCAUCUACCGCCUGCUGCCCAACACGCGCUACGAGCUGAUGGUCUCCGCCAAGAACGACCUCGGCGACGGCAUGUUCUCCGACAAGGUCAUCGUCAAGACGCUGGACGUGGGUGUCACUGCAGGUACCGCUGCCCCAAUGAAGGAGGCACCCGGGCCGAAGCCGAACCCGACGCGGGACCUGAAGAUGGAGGGUCUGUCUCACGGCAACCUGCUGACCUGGGCGGCGCCGGUGGAGGUGCCCGACGUACCGGUACACUACUACUCACUGCGGUACAAACCCGAGGAGGGUAAAUGGAAGCGGCUCGGACCGGACAAAAUCACCGACACCGAGUUCUUAGUGCGGAACCUGGACCCGGGCAUCUACUCGUUCCGUGUGUACGCCCACUCAGACUCCAGCUUCAGCGUCAGUCCUGUGCUGGAGUAUGAGAUCUCGGACCGGAUACAGCAGAAGGCCAUCACUGCCGCGCUGGUCGGCGGUCUGCUGCUGCUCAUCGUCUCCAUCAUCCUCUCCGUCUGCACCGUGAAAAUAUGCAACAAACGAAAACGAAGGAAACAAGAGAAGGAGUACAAUAUGGUGGCGUGUCGGGUCACCGAGGCUCGUAACGGUCUGCACAGUCCCGUGCCUUUGAAAAACCUUGUCCGCCGAGUACCGGGUCUGAUUCGGCACGCCAGCAACCUUCUGUACCGGCCGCGGCUCUCGGCCGGCCUCUCGCAGAGUCUCAUCGACGACCUGGACCUGACGCCGCGCCGCGCCAAAAUGGUUUACAGCGUCGAGAUGGAGUACAGUCAGCCGCUGGCCUGGAUCGCGCGCACGCCAGACGGGCGCUUCGUCGUCAACGGUGACGACGACGGCGGCUUUCUGACGCCGAGCGGGGAGCGGCGGCGGCGGCUGCGGCAGGCGGCACGGCCACUCCAGUCGGGGAUCUACCACGUCCACCCGCGCCGCUCUCCGCGCACGCCGGUGCCGGCUGGACGCAGGGUGAGUCACGGGUUCGGCAAACACCAGAUCCCCGAGCACGCGCCCACCUCGCCCGUGGCGCUGUCGCCCGACGGCCGCCGGUUCCGCGCCUCCUCGCCCGGUCCACUGGCCGGCCAGCUGGGGCCGUUCGAGUUCUCCGACCUGAGCUCGGUGGCCGUGCCCGGCUCGAUAGAGAGGACGUUUCCCAGCACGGUGCUGUCGUCUGGGUCCCAGCCGUCGCAGGGGGCGACCCCGGCCACCGGUACGGCGGCGGCGAUGGUGCAUCGGCGCGACGCGGCGCCGCAGGAGACGCCGCGGCGGCGGCCCGACCCGCGACUGCCGGCUCUGCGCACCAUCCAUGAGGCGGCGGCGGCCGGCGCGUCACCCCACUACGAGAACUGGCCCGUGGAGGGCCGGUGGCGCUCCGCCGUGGCCGGCCCGGCCGACACCCGGCUGCCGCGGCUGCUCGACCCGCGGCUGGCGUUCCGCGACUCGGGCCAGCACGUGCACACGGUGGGCCACAUCGAGCCGCCGCGGAUAGCGGACAUCCCGCGGCCGCGGCCCCGGCAGCGGCCACAGCCCGUGUACGCCAACGUGCCGCGCUGGUCGGCGGCCGGCGGCGACCCGUACCGGCCCCAGAGACCGCUGGCCACCAGCUCACCGCCGCCCGUGGCGGCCGCCCCGCCGGCACCGCGCCGCUUCGUGACCCGCGCGGAGCCGCAGGCGCCGGUGCCGCGGCCGGCGGCCGUGCCCGCGGUGCCUGCCGUACCGGUAGGGGUGGGGGUGCCCCCGGUGGCCGUGCCGCCGGCAGUGGUGCCCCCGGUAGCGGUUCCCGCUCGGACGACCACUGAGGAGUCGCCCUCCAGCUCUCUGGGCCGCACCGACCGGCCGCUGGCUUACACCCGCGAUCGGCUGCAGGCCGCCAUCGGCCGGGUGCGCUCCCAGCUGGGUCUGCUGCGGCCGGCCAGCGCGCCGGCGCUCUCCCGGUGGCCAGAGGAUGAGCUGCCGCCGCACGAAAAGUCCAGCUCCAGCGGGCUCGGCUCCAGCAGCAAGAACACCUCACAGCGGACCCACUCGUCGUCGGGUCUGUCUCAGCAGCUGGCCGACUCUCAGCUGACGGAGCCGCCGCCGUCGCCGCCGCCGCCGCCGGCGCUGCCGCCCUCACUGCCGCCCACCCACUGGCGGCCGGUGGAGCGGCCGGGCACUCAGCUGCCGGCCCAGCUGCCCUACCUGCCUCCCUACCUGCCGCCGCCCGCUUACCUGCCGCCGGCGCAGCCGCUCGACAUCUCCGUGGACGACCAUUACGAGUUCGACCCGGUGCUGACUCCGGGCACCGAGUCUCCGGGCGGCGCGGCGCCCGUGCUGCCCCGCUCGCGAGUCCGGCACGUUCCGGAGAUGGAGGCGCGUGUGCAGGCCAUGAGGCAGGAGUUCCAGCGGUACCGACAGCGUCGCGCGCGCCGGCACCGCAGCGGUGACGAGCCGGUGACGGAGACCGUCUGCUGAGAGGCGCCCGCCGCCCACCCCCUGUGUUCGUACAUACGCUACUGCCAUUCUGCUUUACGUUAGCCACCACAGUACAACCCGCGUGAUUUUGUUCAGCGCGUUGCUUGCGCUCGCCGGUGGUUCGAGCGUUAUUGUUUGUUUGGUUGGUUAGUGUGUUGGUUGUUGGUUCGAUUGGGUAUUCUCGCGAUGUUUUGUUCGUUUUUUUUGUCUCGAUUUUUCGCCCGGCAUUUUGUUCGAGUGUUUGUGAUUUUUGUUGCGGCAGCUGGUGAGACAUUUUGUUGCGUCGUUAUCGCGUGUGAACUGCAUUGUCGAGGCAUUGCAUUUGCGUUCCUUGGUUCAAAUGUGACAGCUUUAACGCGGCGGCGGCGGCGGUGGCGGUCGGCCAGACUCGUCUGCUGGCCGUGUCUCCCUCGAGCACGAUCCUGUGAUAACUGACGCGCCAGAGAGGCCCCUCUCGGAGCCCCGGGUCCCCGCGGGGCCCACAAGGUCCGGCGGGGGUCUAAUCGGACCCCGGACUGGCGCCACAACCUGUACAUAGCGCGAGAUCCGUCGCGACGUCAUACAAGUCUGUGUACAUACCGUCUUUUGUAUCGCUGUUCGCGUCCCGUCCCCCGUUCCCCAGUAGUCGUUUUGAACGCAGUGGUCCGUCAGACCGGUCGACGCGGCCACCCUCCACCCAGUUCGACGGCCGCGACUGCCGCACGGUUGCCUAGCAACCAUGGCCCCAUCCGUUGAUCUCCAUGGCGACGGGUGGACCACUGCCGGCCAGUUAAUUCCCGGUCCGGUCCGGACCGGACGCCCCCCCCCCCCCCCCCGUGCGGUCUCCUGACUAGGUGCACCGCUCGGACCCGCCGCUCGAUCGCGACCCCUCUCCCCCGCGGCUCCCCCUCAGUGACAUGACCCGUGCAGUCUAGUGCUAGCUCGAGUGUGUGGGCCGCCGUGCCGGCGACUGGCGGCGUUGUUUUGUUGAAGCGGUUCGCGCUGUCGGCCCGGACUCUGUUCACGUUUGGCGGGGGCCGCGCGCCGAGUAUGUGUUUCUCUUCCCUCGAUAUUACCUCACGGGCAUGCUGUUUUAGUCACUGACGCAACGAAUGCUCAUUGCUCAAGGCGUGGGCCGGUGGGGUCACGGCGGCCGGACCGAAUCACCUUUGCUUGGCGUCGCAUGUAUUAUAUAUUGUACCACUUGUCAAAUACAGUGUUCUUUUGUACAAGGA